Messenger RNA from Cyprinus carpio (common carp), 675 nucleotides. RefSeq names its product protein fantom-like. The record is from RefSeq and is a predicted model, not a curated record. Gene Ontology annotation, biological process: non-motile cilium assembly; retinal rod cell development. The transcript is spliced from 4 exons. NCBI's taxonomy places the organism in Eukaryota, Metazoa, Chordata, Actinopteri, Cypriniformes, Cyprinidae. The coding region runs from base 154 to 657 and encodes 167 amino acids. Gene Ontology annotation, cellular component: photoreceptor connecting cilium.
CGCAGUUCAUUCUAGGCAUUCGAAGACGUCACCCGUAAAAACUCCAUUUCCCAUAAGCCAGUUGCCGGAAGUGGAGUCCGUUGAAGCGGAAGUGGAUGAGUUGUUUGUUAGCAACAGUCGCUGUGGUCUGUGUGAUGCUUUUGAAUCGUUUGAAUGAUGUUUGCUCGUGCUGAUGAGACAGCUGGCGAUAUUCCUGUGAAAGACAUCACUGUCAACCCAAAGGGAGCUACAUUGCCUGAGUCCCUACUGUCUCAGAAUGUCAGAGAGAGACAGAACGUGUCUAAAUUCAGCAGGGAGGAGCUGGAGGACAAAUUUCUGCGGCUGCAGGAUGAAAACCUCACACUUAAACAACAUACAUGCAACCAAGAAGACAAGAUCCGCAGGAUGGCCACCAAGUUGAUUCGUCUGGUGAAGGACCGUAAGAAGAGUGAGGGGGGUUGUGUAGUGGGCGGUCGAGAUGUUGAGAUGGAGGAGAUGAUGGAGGAGCUGCAGGAGAAGGUUCAGGAUCUUGAAAAACAGAACGAAGGGCUCAAACGGCGUCUGUUAGCAACCAAACAGCAGCUGCAGGUGCAAAACCGCAGGCACACUCCCUACAGCCACAUCCAACCGCGCAUCAACUCCGGCCUCCGCAGACUCAGAGAUGUCAUGCCUAUCUAAACAUAACGACAACACACU